UUCGUAUAAAAGCGCAUUCGGGUCCCAUGGCGAUCACACUCGAAAUCUCAUCACGCUCCUUGGAUCGACAGAUUCGAGCCACCCACACGACAAAAUGAAAUUCCUCAUCGUAUCCCUCGCUCUGGUCGCCGUGGCUCUGGCCCAGCACUCCGGCCCUACGUACAAGCAGCCCGUGCAGCCGGUGGCUAUUCUGAAACAGGCGCAUGACUUCUCGCCGGAGGGUUCUUACAACUACGCUUAUGAGACCGAGAACGGAAUCGUCGCUGCCGAGCAGGGCUCACCGCAACCCGUUGGACCCAAGGGCGAUCCUGCGGUCAUCUCCCAGGGCCACUUCCAGUAUACCGCUCCCGACGGCACCCCCAUCGCCGUUCAAUACACGGCCGACGAGAACGGUUUCCAUCCGCAGGGUGCCCAUCUGCCGGUCGCCCCGCAUGUGCCCGAGUUGAUCCAGAAGGCCGUCGCGUACGUUCUGGCCCACCCGCAGCCCGAGAACCAGCAUAACUAAAUAACAUCGAUGACAUUUAGCAACGUCUCCGGACAAAGGCCUACCUCUCGUGCCACUCUCGCGAACUAUAGAUGUAUAAAGUGUGUUUUUCUAAUAUAUAAAUAUAAAUAUUUCUUAAAAAAAAAAAAAA
Messenger RNA from Monomorium pharaonis (pharaoh ant), 635 nucleotides. RefSeq names its product endocuticle structural glycoprotein SgAbd-8. The coding region runs from base 95 to 505 and encodes 136 amino acids. Gene Ontology annotation, molecular function: structural constituent of chitin-based larval cuticle. The record is from RefSeq and is a predicted model, not a curated record. Gene Ontology annotation, cellular component: chitin-based extracellular matrix. The transcript is spliced from 2 exons. NCBI's taxonomy places the organism in Eukaryota, Metazoa, Arthropoda, Insecta, Hymenoptera, Formicidae.